AUGGUGCCUAAUCAGAUCUUACAGUUCUCUGUGAGUCGUCCGUCUUCAGAGUGCAUAGCUGAAGCCAUCUCAAGAGAGAUUACCAUCGAAGACGACCCACUCAUCCUUACAAAGAUUUUUGAUUACCUUUAUUGCGCCACCUAUGACGAUUGUUGUGAAUCAUGGUCCAUCACUGAACGAGCUCAAGACGCCCCUGAGCAAACUGAGUCAGCAAAGCCAAGCGAGACACCAACUAUAGACAAUAUGAAUGAGGGCAGUCAGGCCACACUUUCUAGCCUCACUGCCGAAGGAAGCAAGGCACGCAUUAAUGCAGAGAUAUACGUCCUCGCUGAUAACCCUCCUCACUCGGAGUUACGUGACAUUUUGCUAAGAUCUGCCAUUCAGCAUUUAUCCGCUCUUCAACACCAGCAGCUGUUUCAUGCUUCAAGUCAUGGACUCCCCCUUUCCGCACAAGAUGCCCUUCGCGCCUACAUCCUCCUUCCAUCAAAUCUCCUUCCAUCAGAUUUGCCCACCAUCUCCUUUUCCAAGCAUUGCCGUUGCCCAAGCAUCAGCUGCCAGUGCGGCCUCCCGCCGAGGUUUGCGUUCAUAACGCCCGCCACAUCACCCGACACACAGCGCGCAGCUCGGCUAGAACAGUCUCUAGAAAACAGAGCUCAGUUCAAUGUCGAAGUCGAAUAUAGCCACGUCACCGAUGCUCACGAUGCCUUUGAAGCCGAGAAGAGAAGGAAACUUUGUUAA
Aspergillus niger is the source of this 738-nucleotide messenger RNA. RefSeq lists its product as hypothetical. The record is from RefSeq and is a predicted model, not a curated record. The coding region runs from base 1 to 738 and encodes 245 amino acids. The transcript is spliced from 5 exons. NCBI's taxonomy places the organism in Eukaryota, Fungi, Ascomycota, Eurotiomycetes, Eurotiales, Aspergillaceae.